GUCAUAGGUUGGCUUCAGCAGCCACCCAUACGGAGUAAUCAUAUGGUGAAGUUAUAAUUUCAUAUAAGCAAUUUAUAUGGAAUAGCAAAUCAAUUAGAUAUAGACAAAUAUUUAAAAUGACUGGAUAGUCAAACAACAUUGAUUGUAAUAAGACUUAGAAUUUAUUCUAUAUGCUAAAAUGCGUCAAGAUUGUCAAAAUCGUGCACAAGCAACUUUGAACGUGAUACUCAGGAAUGACCCAGUUGGAAAACGAGCAAAUUUUCCCAUAAAAUGGCUUUCUUUCUUUCAAAUGAAAGCUUGAAACCCAACAAAAAGCAGAGGGCUUUGGCUCCUUAAAACUUUUCCAGCAUAGAAAACAAUAUUCAAAGCAGCCAUAACUGCAACAUAUAUAAGAGGCUCAACAACCAUUUCCGAGUUAUUAAAAGGCCAUUCACUUGGGUUGAUUGGCAAAUUUAGUAUAACGACCAGAAAACAGACACACACACACAAGAAAAAUUACUCUUCUAUCAGAUACCUUGGUCUUCUCUUUUUUCAAUACUUUCUUUUGCUUUGAAAAUCAGCUUUCGUCUGGCUUACAUUGGCAUUAAGCAAGAAAUUCUUCGUACAAAAUGGGCAAGAGCCAUUUGCUUGGCGAGUCUGGCUGGCUGGCAACCGUUCUUUGCUUCUUCUUCUUCCUUAUUGCCUGUUCCGCGAAGACCCCACAGCAUAAGGACAUCUUAUUUAAGCAAUUAAUUUUGCACCAUACCAAGGUACUACUUGGAAAAAUUCUAAGGACGACUAAUAACAGCUCAGCUCUUGGGGUUCAGCUACAAAUAACCAGUAAUCAGGUGGUGAUUGACAAUGGACUUGUUCGAGUUACUUUCUCUAGUCCAGGUGGUGAUGUCAUCGAAAUUAAAUACAAAGGAAUCGAUAACAUACUUGAAAUCGUUAAUGAAGAAGAUAAUCGAGGAUAUUGGGAUGUGGUAUGGAACCGACCUGGAGAGCCCAUCAUCUAUGACAAGCUGCAAGCGACAGAUUUUAGUGUCAUAAUGGAAAAUGAAGACCAAGUAGAGGUUUCAUUCUCCAAAAGAUGGAGCCCUUCCAUGGACGCAGUUCCCUUGAAUGUUGACAAAAGGUAUAUAAUUCGACGUGGAAGCUCUGGAUUUUAUCUGUAUACCAUAUUGGAACGCUUGGAAGGAUGGCCUGAUGUUGAUAUGGAUCAAAUUAGAGUGGUUUUCAAGCUUCACAAAGAAAAGUUUCACUUCAUGGCAUUGUCUGAUGAUAGGCAAAGGGUAAUGCCAAUGCCUGAAGAUCGCCUUACUGGCCUCCCUCUGGCCUAUCCUGAAGCUGUUCUCUUAACCAAUCCAAUCAACCCAGAACUUAGAGGAGAGGUAGAUGAUAAAUAUCAAUACUCUUGUGAGGUCAGAGACAACAGGGUGCAUGGUUGGAUAUCAGACGACCCACCAGUAGGAUUUUGGAUGAUCACACCCAGUAAUGAAUUUCGCGUUGGUGGGCCCACCAAGCAAGAUCUGACCUCUCAUGUGGGGCCUACUGUCCUCAAUAUGUUUACUAGUACUCAUUAUGCUGGGGAGGACUUAAAUACAGAGUAUCGAAAUGGAGAGCCAUGGAAGAAAGUUCUUGGCCCUGCCUAUGUCUAUCUUAAUUCCAUUUCGCCCUCUGAAGAUCCGGAAGCUCUUUGGGAAGAUGCUAAAGAACAGAUGUCAACUGAAGUUAGAAGCUGGCCAUACAAUUUUCCUCAAUCUGAAGAUUUCCCCUCUUCUCAUCAACGGGGAAAUGUUUUAGGUCAAUUAAUAGUUCGUGACAGAUACAUCAAUGAAAGGUUAAUGCAUGCAAGUUUUGCUUAUGUGGGAUUGGCAGCACCAGGAGAUGUGGGCUCAUGGCAAAUGGAAGCAAAGGGUUAUCAAUUUUGGACUCAAGCUGACAGGAAAGGAAUCUUCUCAAUAAAUAAUGUGAGAGCUGGGAAUUAUAGUUUGUAUGCAUGGGUUCCUGGUAUCAUUGGAGAUUACAAAUAUAAUGUUAAUAUCAUCAUUGAACCAAGGUCUAAGAUCAAAUUGGGUGUCCUUGUAUAUGAUCCUCCAAGAAAUGGUCCAACUCUUUGGGAAAUAGGCAUUCCUGAUCGUACUGCUUCUGAGUUCUAUGUACCAGACACAUACCCAACACUCAUGAACAAAUUGUACACCAAUCACCCAACAGACAAAUUUAGGCAAUACGGAUUAUGGGAAAGAUAUGCUGAUAUGUAUCCUAAGAACGAUCUCAUAUAUAAUGUUGGUGUUAAUACUUAUGUUCAAGAUUGGUUCUUUGCCCAUGUUACGAGAGAGAUGGGAAAUAAGACAUACGAGGCAACCACAUGGCAGAUCAUAUUUGAACUAGAAAGUGUAAGCCAAAGUGGAAAUUAUACAAUCCAAGUAGCCUUGGCAUCAGCUCAUAUGUCUGAACUCCAGGUGCGGGUGAACACUGCAAGAGGCGAUCCACAUCUUUUCACAACAGGACUAAUUGGCAAGGAUAACGCCAUUGCAAGACAUGGAAUUCAUGGGUUAUAUUGGUUGUAUAGUAUUCAAGUACCAUCUUCGCAACUUCUCCAAGGAAAUAAUAUAAUUUAUCUAACUCAGUCGAGAAGUAAUAGCCCCUUUCAGGGCAUUAUGUAUGAUUACAUUCGUUUAGAGGCACCGAGAGAAACUUGAUGACGGGUUGGAAACUAUUUAUUUGGAGAUGUUUAUAUUGUCUAUAUUUUCCAAGCAUAGAUAGAUAAUGAACUGACAGUUUCUCA
This is a messenger RNA of Hevea brasiliensis (rubber tree), 2767 nucleotides long. Its product is annotated as rhamnogalacturonate lyase B. The record is from RefSeq and is a predicted model, not a curated record. Gene Ontology annotation, biological process: carbohydrate metabolic process. The coding region runs from base 609 to 2681 and encodes 690 amino acids. The transcript has 16 exons. Gene Ontology annotation, molecular function: catalytic activity; carbohydrate binding. NCBI's taxonomy places the organism in Eukaryota, Viridiplantae, Streptophyta, Magnoliopsida, Malpighiales, Euphorbiaceae.